This is a messenger RNA of Microbotryum saponariae, 1011 nucleotides long. The record is from the annotation of a GenBank genome assembly. Lineage: Eukaryota; Fungi; Basidiomycota; Microbotryomycetes; Microbotryales; Microbotryaceae.
AUGCUUCGAGCCGUAGCAACUCGAAACAUUACAUCCCUGGCGCGUUCCUCGACCACCGUAGCCCGACUGAGGACGAGUGUACCCGUCACAAACCCCUGGCCCGCUCGUCUGUCCCCCUCUUGCGCUUGCACCAUCACACGUGAGGAAAAGGCUUCUGAAACCAGCAGGGCGCAUUCAUCGUGCUAAGAAACAUCUUCCUCUCGCACCCAGGCCACGCCUCAUCCUCGACCGAUGCCUCGUCGUUGCAAGAUCCUCAGGAAAUCCAAGCCCAGGCGGCACUCGAUCAGGGCACACUCGCCUUGCAGCACGGUCACCUCGACGAGGCGGCCAAGCACUACCAGCACAGUUUGAGCAUAAAGGAGAGCUCGAUCGCGCACUACAAUCUCGGCGUCGUCCAGUUCGUUCUCCUCUUGCGGUGUUCAAGGCUGUCUACGCACUGAUCCCCCCCAACACCCCACCUCAGAUACCAACUCUCCUCCUUGCCCGACGCCAUCAAAUCCUUUGAACGAUCGCUCUCGCUCUCCCCCUCCGUCCCCAACCCAGCCCAAGACGUAUCCCCCUCGGACCCCUUACAGCAGCCCUUGACCCCGGCCCAACUGAUCGCCGCCGAUACGCACACCAACCUCGGCGCGGCCUACAUCCUGUCCAAACCCCCGCAACCGCAACUCGCGCUUCAACACCUGCAACACGCCCUGGCGUAUAACCCGGAGGAUGGUGAGGUGUGUUAUAAUCUGGCGGCGGUGUUGGAAGCCACGGGCCAUUUCGAUGAGGCACUGGUCGCGUUUCAGAGGAGUGAAAAAUUGGGCAUCGACAGGGCCAAGAUCAAUAUCAGGAAUGUGAGUAGGGGCGCGGGGAAAAGAGUCUGUUUUGGAAGGUGAAAUAAAAGUGGCUGACGAGGACUGCGUGCAGUUGGGCGCCAAGAUCCUCGGCAAGAUGAGGGAAGAGGAGGAGAAAAAGAGUCAGGGUGGUGGUGGUGGAGAAAAGGGGGAAGGGUCGUUGGAGACGAUGUAG